AUGACCUUAAACGAAUCUGGUGUCUGGGCCAUGGCCCUGAACGGGUCAAUGUGCGAUGUGACCAUGUCUCCCAUGUUCUCGGGCAUUUGCCUGCUCUUGGAGUUGAAGCCCUUUUUCAUUCUGCUCUACGCGGUGCUGGUGAUUGUGGCAUGUGGCGGUAACCUCCUCCUCCUGGCUCACAUCGCUACCACCAAGAAGCUCCACACCACCACCAACUUCCUCAUCGGCAACCUGGCCGCCUCUGACCUGGUGAUGUGUAUCUUCUGCGUCCCGAUGACGGCUUCCUACGCGUUCGAGAGCCAGGGCUGGCUCUUUGGGAUCUUCAUGUGCUACUUUAUAAAGCUGAUGCAGUCCACCACCGUCUUUGUGUCUGUCUUGUCCCUCACUGCCAUUGCCGUGGAUAGAUACGUGGUGGUGGUGUAUCCAAUUCACCGCAGAAUUAGACCGCGUUCCUGUGCCUAUAUCAUCAUAUUAAUCUGGAUGGUCUCCAUUGGCAUCUCGAUGCCAACUCCCCUGCACACCCAAUAUAUGAACAUAAACCAGCUGGGGUUCAAUAUGAUCAUCUGCGAGGAGAUUUGGUACAAAUUGGAGAAGCAAAGUCUGUUGUACUCCUGCACCGUGUUCCUGUUGUUCUACAUGCUCCCACUCUGCGCUGUUUCCAUCUCCUACUGUGCCAUUUCAUGCCAUCUGAAGAAGAGAAAGGUUCCAGGCACUGCCUUGUACAGCCACGAGAAGUGGUCGAGGAAGAAGAGGAGGACCUUUUGCAUGCUCCUUAUCUCCGUCCUCUCCUUUGCACUCUGCUGGAUGCCUCUGCAGACGGUAAACCUGAUAUGGGACAUUGACCAGAACAUCAUAGACAAAACCUAUGUGGAUGUGAUCCAGGUGUCAUGCCACUUGCUCGCCAUGAGUUCUGCCUGUUACAACCCCUUCAUCUAUGCCUCUCUCCACGACAAGUUCCGGCUCCACCUGCGCAACCUGUUGACUCGGAACAAGAAGCAGGGCAGUAGCACCAUGUCCAGUCAAACUUCCCGCUUGAACACCUGCACCUCGCUGGAUGUGCCCACGCUCAUCGACAGCAACCUGAAGAGGAAGUUCCCUCUGCAAUGGAGCGCCUGA
Pristis pectinata (smalltooth sawfish) is the source of this 1116-nucleotide messenger RNA. RefSeq names its product prolactin releasing hormone 2 receptor (gene prlh2r). Gene Ontology annotation, biological process: G protein-coupled receptor signaling pathway. Gene Ontology annotation, cellular component: neuron projection; plasma membrane. The transcript has a single exon. Bases 1 to 1116 code for a protein of 371 amino acids. The record is from RefSeq and is a predicted model, not a curated record. NCBI's taxonomy places the organism in Eukaryota, Metazoa, Chordata, Chondrichthyes, Rhinopristiformes, Pristidae. Gene Ontology annotation, molecular function: neuropeptide binding; neuropeptide Y receptor activity.